This is a messenger RNA of Onthophagus taurus, 2228 nucleotides long. Its product is annotated as pyruvate kinase-like. Gene Ontology annotation, biological process: glycolytic process. Lineage: Eukaryota; Metazoa; Arthropoda; Insecta; Coleoptera; Scarabaeidae. Gene Ontology annotation, molecular function: magnesium ion binding; potassium ion binding; pyruvate kinase activity. The record is from RefSeq and is a predicted model, not a curated record.
UGUAUAUUGUUAUACCAUCUUAAUAACUAUCUUUUAGAACCGCACUGUAUACACCUAUCAAAAAUAAUAAGUGAGGUUAUGUACAACUGUCACUUUCCUAACCUAUAUCAUAAUUUUUAAUUGUAAUACUUGAUAGUGAUUUAACAACACUUUCACAACUAAUCUUUUAAACUAUACCUUAUCAUGUGAUUAUUACAAUUUAAUUGUUUCUAAUAUAUUUUAAAACUUGAAUGCUCGAGUAUUUCACUCAUCGUGGAAAUCAAAAUGAAGCAACAAUUUAUUUGCGUUAUGUUAAAAAAUCGGAUUGGUAAUAAAUUGUGUUUUUGCUAAUAGGAAAUGUGAUUGGUCGUUUUAACGCAUGCGAAAUGGUUGCCUCGAUUUGGUUUACCCGGUGGACGAGAAGGGCAAUACUACUAUAGUAUAAAACCAUUUCUAGCCCAUCCACCAUAUUCUUAAAGGAGUCUUAUCGUAAAUUCGAGGAUACGUUAUGGAGGUAACAGCUUCAACAACCGACAUAACUCGGGCUCAAAAACAAGCCUUAACCCAGCUUGAUCACAUUUGCGACUUAAACACCCAUUAUUUCACCCCAAAAACUCGUCUUUCAGGGAUAAUAUGCACCAUUGGGCCAGCAUCUCGAGAUGUUCCCGUCUUAAUCGAAAUGAUGAAAACUGGGAUGAAUAUUGCGAGAUUAAACUUUUCCCAUGGUACUCAUGAGUACCACGCAGAAACCAUUGCAAAUAUUAGAGCCGCUGUUGCUGAAUACAGCAAGCAAGUGAAGAUACAAUUUCCUCUUGGAAUCGCUUUGGAUACUAAAGGACCCGAAAUUCGCACCGGAUUAUUAGAAGGGGGAGGUUCCGCUGAAGUUGAAUUAAUCAAAGAUGCUAAAAUUAAGUUAACAACCGAUAAACAAUACGCUGAUAAAGGAAAUGCGGAUAUAAUUUACGUGGAUUAUGACAACAUAACCAAAGUUGUCCAACCAGAUAAUUACGUUUACAUCGACGAUGGUUUAAUAACCAUCAAAGUAGACAGCAUAGAAGGUGCAACUUUAAAUUGUACCGUUGAAAGCGGUGGGAUGUUGGGUAGCAAAAAAGGUAUUAAUUUACCAGGAGUUAAUGUCGAUUUACCCGCCGUCUCCGAAAGAGAUAAAGCCGAUUUGCGUUUUGGCGUUGAAAAAGGUGUCGAUAUGAUUUUUGCUUCAUUCAUUCGCAACCCAGAAGCGGUAACGGAAAUUCGCCAAAUUUUGGGUGAACAAGGAAAAAAUAUCAUGAUUAUUUCCAAGAUUGAAAAUCAACAAGGUGUGGAUAAUUUAGAUGCGAUUAUUGAAGCUUCCGACGGGAUUAUGGUCGCUCGCGGCGAUUUAGGGAUUGAAAUCCCAACAGAGAAAGUGUUUUUGGCUCAAAAAUCGAUUUUAGCCCGAUGUAAUAAACGCGGAAAACCCGGAAUUUGCGCCACGCAAAUGUUGGAGUCGAUGGUUAAAAAUUCAAGACCGACUCGAGCUGAAAGUUCUGAUGUAGCUAACGCUGUUUUGGAUGGAGCCGAUUGCGUUAUGCUUUCUGGUGAAACUGCCAAAGGAAGUUAUCCUUUGCAGUGUGUUAGAACCAUGGCUAAAAUUUGUAAAGAAGCUGAAGCUGCCGUUUGGCAUUGGAGAUUAUUCAGCGACUUAAAUUCUAAAAUUGAUCCCCCAAUCGAUCCCGCCCAUUCAAUCGCCAUCGCCGCCGUUGAAGCAUCAACUAAAUGUUUAGCAGCUGCGAUUAUCGUCGUUACCGCAACUGGGAGAUCAGCACAUUUAAUCGCUAAAUAUCGCCCAAACUGCCCGAUUAUUGCAAUUACUAGGAAUGCGCAAGUUGCGCGUCAAGCUCACCUAUACAGAGCUAUUCUUCCACUUAUUUAUGAAGAUGAUCGAUUGCUCAGUGAUUGGUUAAAAGACGUUGACGCUCGAGUCCAAGCCGGAAUAAAUCUGGGAAAAACAAACGGUCUCAUAAGCUUGGGAGACUCAGUAGUUAUUGUUACCGGUUGGAGACAAGGUUCCGGUUUUACAAACACCAUGAGAGUUGUGUAUGUGGAGUAAAAUACUAAGAAUAAAGUCAUUCAAACCAAGGAAAAUUCCAAAAAAAUAGAAAUAAAUGCUGUAAAGUAAUCAGAAAAUAACAUCGAUAUUAAUUAAUUACCACUUUUAUAUACUCAAAAAGAUGUAACAAUAAUCUAAUUAAAGCAUUUUUGAACACAAA